Globicephala melas (long-finned pilot whale) is the source of this 975-nucleotide messenger RNA. RefSeq names its product carbonyl reductase family member 4-like. NCBI's taxonomy places the organism in Eukaryota, Metazoa, Chordata, Mammalia, Artiodactyla, Delphinidae. Gene Ontology annotation, molecular function: oxidoreductase activity, acting on the CH-OH group of donors, NAD or NADP as acceptor. The record is from RefSeq and is a predicted model, not a curated record.
AUGCUGUGCGGGUCCGAGCUCGCAGCUGUUGUUGAGUUAGAGGCGGGCCGGGAGCAGGGGCACCAACUUCACCGUCGGGGGGGCGGGGGGCACCUUUACAGGAAUGUCACCGAUGGCUUCACCGAAGUGAUGAGAUCGUGGGACGCGGGAGAUCACUUGGCAUUGAGCUGUGAUGUUGCCAAAGAACAUGAUGUUCAAAAUACUUUUGAAGAGAUAGAGAAAAAUUUAGGUCGAGUUAAUUUCUUGGUAAAUGCAGCUGGAAUUAACAGGGAUAACCUCUUAGUAAGGACAAACGCCGAAGAUAUGCUAUCUCAGCUUCAUACUAACCUCUUGGGCUCCGUGCUGACCUGUAGAGCUGCCGUGAAAACAAUGAUUAAACAGCAGACAGGGUCCAUUGUGAAUGUGGGAAGUACUGCGGGUGUAAAGGAGUCUGGCCAGUCCGUGUACAGCGCCAGUAAAGGCGGGCUAGCCGCGUUCUCACGCGCUCUUGCUAAAGAAGUAGCAAGAAAGAAAAUGAGAGCGAAUGUAGUUGCACCAGUACGUCAUCGUCAUCAGGCACUUCUCAGAGGUGCUGGGACAGGAGAAGGGGACCCGCACUGUUACUCGGUCCUGGAGCAGCGCCGCCCGGGAGGGCGUGACCUCGGUCUGAUGGGACUCAGGGGGCCGGGAAGCUGCAUCUGUACUAAAACCAGAAGAGAAACUUCUCAUUUAAAAUCAGUUGUAUUUAAGUUAAGACCUCUCAGGAGCUGGAUCGGGUCCACAGGAGGAGGAAACCGUCCGUGCGUUUGCCAGCAGCUCAGGACUGUGCAGCCCCAGGGCCGGGAGGUGGAUGGGCCAGAGAGCUACUGCCGGAAGCUGCAGGGCAGCCACACCUUCCCCUCCGGGAGCUACACAGACUGUCUCUACCAGACCCAGAUACAGAUAAACCCCAGCGUCAUGAAACCCCGGGGCAGAUACCGAUCCACGUACGUGUGA